AUGCCUGCUAUCAGCGCAACCGUCGUCGCCCGCGACACCUUCUCCCGAAUCGCCAAGCGAAACUGGGCCCAAGAAGAAGCUGGUGUGAUUGUCGUCUUCUGCAUCACCUUCGUUGUCGCCGUCGGUCUCAUAGCCCUCUUCAUCCACAAGAAGCUUGCCGCCCGCAGGGAAAAGCGCGCCCAACAGCACGUAUAA
Molecule: messenger RNA, 195 nt
Organism: Canariomyces notabilis
Lineage: Eukaryota; Fungi; Ascomycota; Sordariomycetes; Sordariales; Chaetomiaceae
Exons: 1
Coding region: 1-195 (64 amino acids)
Source: RefSeq, a predicted model, not a curated record